This is a messenger RNA of Culicoides brevitarsis, 965 nucleotides long. RefSeq lists its product as uncharacterized. Gene Ontology annotation, biological process: regulation of synaptic transmission, cholinergic; positive regulation of voltage-gated potassium channel activity; sleep. The record is from RefSeq and is a predicted model, not a curated record. The transcript is spliced from 5 exons. Lineage: Eukaryota; Metazoa; Arthropoda; Insecta; Diptera; Ceratopogonidae. The coding region runs from base 1 to 531 and encodes 176 amino acids.
AUGGCCAAUUACGGACAAAAUUUACAAAUCUAUGCUUGUGAUAAUGUCGACAAAACUGGAAAUUAUGGCACUACCCUAGCUGACUUUUUCGGUUUAGUCGUGUGUUUACCUAGAUUAUCGUCGGACCUCGAAUCAGAUCGCGCAGCAAAAAUGAAUUAUUUGAGUGUGAUUUUUAGUAUUUUCCUCGUCGUCCUCGUUGCGAAAUCAAGCACUGCCAUCCAAUGUUACAACUGCAACAGUUACGAAGACACCAACUGCGUCAGUGGUCAAUUGUCUGAUUCGUACAAAGUCUCCUGCGAGGAACUUCACGGCAAAAAAGGAUUCACCGCUUGUCGUACUGUCAUCCAAGAAAUCAACGCCAACAUCUUAGGACUUGAACCCCACACCCGGAUCAUCCGUCAAUGCAGCAUGGUCAAGAGUAAUUACGGAAAACCAUGCCGGCGAUCCGUUGGACGAGGCUGGCGUCGCUACGAUUGCGAUUGCUUCACCAGCGACUGCAACACUCUCAACUCUCUUGAUGAGAUUAAUUAAAAAAAAUUCAAACAAAAAAACAAAAGAAAAAGAGAGAGACCGAAAAAAUUCGCAAAUUAAUUCAAAAACCGUUUUUAGUGUUAUUUUUAUGAGUAAUGUAAAUCAUUAUGUCAUCCGUUAGCAAUGUUUCCAGGAAUUUCGGUGUCUGUCCCGCGAUCAUGCCAUGUAGCCGGCAACAUGCAUAGAACCUGAUUAUGUCCAUUUCAUUCACAUUUUUAUUUCACCUUCUUCACUUUUUUUCAAUAUUUUGUUAUUUUUUUUUGUUUUGUUAUUUUUUGUGUACAAAAUACCUCCGUAUGUAGAACAGGUUUCGGUAUUUUAUUGAUAUAUGGUUCUGUGUCUGUCUGUUACUUUGUUUAAUUUUAACUAGUCGAAAAAAAUGCAUGAUCACUCUUUUUAACUUUAAAAUUAUUUAAAAUAAAGAAUUUCGUUCA